Molecule: messenger RNA, 1738 nt
Organism: Musa acuminata AAA Group (dessert banana)
Lineage: Eukaryota; Viridiplantae; Streptophyta; Magnoliopsida; Zingiberales; Musaceae
Exons: 3
Coding region: 46-1260 (404 amino acids)
Biological process (GO): regulation of DNA-templated transcription
Molecular function (GO): double-stranded DNA binding
Source: RefSeq, a predicted model, not a curated record
UGUAGUGAUUAGGGUGCCGCUGCGGCCGCCCUCCUUUGUCCCAUAAUGGCGGCUGCGAGGCUCCGCACCGGACUCCGCCGCAAUAGCCCUCUGCCCUUGUUCGAAACCUGCCACCUUCCAGAUCGCCUCUUCUUCUCCUCCUCUGUCGACGCUGCCACCGUCACCGUAGGCGGCACCAUGUCUCCAGAUCCCCACUUCAUGGUGGAAUACCUCGUCAACUCCUGUGGGUUCUCCCCCUCCGAGGCAGCCAAGUUCUCUAAACCCCUUGCGCGCCUCCGAUCCACCGAGAAUCCCGACGCCGUAGUUAACUUCAUGAGAUCUCAGGGCUUCGAUGGCGCCGGUAUCAGGAAGGUGAUAUCUCGGAAUCCCAGUCACCUAUGCGUGAACGUGGAGAAGAACUUGGCCCCGAAGUUUCAGUUCUUACGCGAUUUGGGCCUAUCGGAGUCGGAUAUCGCCGAUGCCAUCCUGAAGAACGAUUUCAUCCUGCGCCUCGACGUUCACCGUUCCUUGAUCCCCAAAUUGGAGAUGUGGGAAAGUCUCUUGGGAUCGAGAGAGCUCGUUCUCAAGCAUCUCAAGAAGACAAGAUGGUUUUUCUCCUCCAGCGUUGAGAAGACGUUGCAUCCUAACCUAAAGUUCUUGAGGGAUGAGUGCGGCAUUCCUGAAGAAAGGGUCUCUGUCGUCUUGAGAAGUCACCCACAAUUAAUCUCACGGAAGCCAGAGUCUCUCCGAGCUUUGGUGGCGAGAGCCGAUGAGCUGGGGAUGCCACGGCAAUCUCGGAUGUUCGUGCGGACACUUGAUGCUCUCUUCAUGGUAAGCAAAGAAAGGUUCGAGGCCAAGGUCGAGCUCAUGAGGAGCUUCGGGUGGUCGGAGUCGGAGUUUUCUUCUGUAGUCAGGAAAGUACCCACCUUCUUAUGCAUCUCCCUCGAUAUGAUGCGCAGAAAAAUGGAAUUUUUUAUCAAUGUAGUCGGGUACACCCCUUCCUUCAUCGCCUCCCAACCAACUAUCUUGCUAUAUAGUCUGCAGAAGAGGGUCAUUCCUCGGUUUCAUGUGACGGAGAUGUUGAAAUCGAAAGGAUUGUGGACUGGACAAUGCAAGUUUUUAUGGAUUCUCAUAAUGUCAGAUACCAAAUUCAUGGAGAAGUUUGUUCUCCCUCACAAAGAAAAUGUCCCUGAGCUGCUUGAUAUUAUGAGAGUUGCUGGCGCGUGUAAAAGAAAUGAUACCUUUCAUUUGGCAUCGGAGGAUGAGAAAGGGCUUAACUGAUUGUCUGAUUUGUGACGACGAAGUGGCUUCAAUGGAAUUUGAAAGACCAGUUGCACUGGGUUGAUCAGGAGUCACCAGCUCUUCUGAAAUGUCUUCAACCUCCUUUGGAAUUGCUAAAGCUUUUCUCGCAUCAACAAACUCUUGCAGCUCUUCUGCUCGUCCACUCUUUGUGAUUCCAGCUUCUGCUCUACCCGAAAGCCUUCGGAAGGCUAAGAGAAUUGCGAUGAUUCGCUGGUUCCUUAAGAAUAUUUUGGAUGACAUCUUAUCUCUCUGUUCAAGUCUUUAUGUUGUCGAUGUGGUCUAUGUUUCCCGGCGUCAUGAAUGACGUGGCUCGUCCGCUAGUCAAUUUUGGGGGAACUGUAAAUUCUUUCCGUUUUUUUUUCCUCUUCUAAUGAUGGAUAAGUGUUGCUUAAUCCACUUUAACCUUUAAUGAAAUUUCUCCUUUUUUUCAUUAAAAGAAAAAAACUCUUAGCAUGCA